Molecule: messenger RNA, 3185 nt
Organism: Periophthalmus magnuspinnatus
Lineage: Eukaryota; Metazoa; Chordata; Actinopteri; Gobiiformes; Gobiidae
Exons: 11
Coding region: 101-3133 (1010 amino acids)
Source: RefSeq, a predicted model, not a curated record
GUCCACAGUCUGCAGGUGAACCGAGAGACUGCCGUGUGACCUCUGUGCGGAUUUGGUAGUGUUUGUCCGUGUUUGUCUCUGAAAUGUCUCAGGACUGGACAUGGUGCAGCUCAAAGACUGUCUACUGCUGCUUCUCCUCCUCACAGAUACAUCACUGGUCCUACUCUCUGAAAUAUGCAAUGGACACAUGGACUUGUCCCAGAAGCCUAUGGGACAUUUGACUUUCAAUCCAAAGCAGGGGACAGACCAAACCAAGAGGACACUUGUGGUUUGCACUCGGACUUUGGAGAUCCCAGCACGUCAUACAGUACUACUAAAGUUAGUGUGGCUGGAGAGGGCGUCAAACAUGUCCCUGUUGUGCGUUUGGGGCACAAAGGAGUGGACACUGGCUGUGGGGGACAUUGCCCUGCUUUCUGGAUGUGACCAAAACAAAGCCAAUCUCACUUGGACCGGUGCAGGGCAUUCCUCAAAUGCUUUCCAGCUCUUCUACAAUGUUCAGGAGGACGAGAAAAGCUCCACAGAGACCUACACCAACCCAGACUCACACCCCAACAUCUUCACCUCUUCUCCAGACACCACCACUGAUCAUAGUCCUUUUUCUGAGAGUGCGGAUCUUUCAGGGAAUUCAACCCGCAACUCUGGGCUGAUACAGCCCACCACCACCUCCCCCUCCAUCUCUGGAAGCACUGGCAGGGAAGCUUCUAUAUUUCCUGGGGAAGAAUGGAACAAUGGACCGGAUACAUCUGGAGCGACACGGCGCACUGAUAGUCCUGGUACACUGGACUAUUUUAACACACAACAUUCAGUUCGAAGUUUGGAUUUUAUGACAUCUCAAAAUGCAAAUUUACAAACUUUCUCGGGAUCAAAUGAAGCAACAACUAACAGCGAAACAUCUAUAAGCACUGGAUUCUACACAACUAGUUUACCUACGUCAAGUAUCGUACCACAGUCAACCGAGUUACCACAAAAUAAAAUUCAUAAUUUGACUGAAAAUUGGCAAAGUGUUGGUACACUGGCCGCUAAAAGUUUGAGAACACAUUAUAAAGAGCUAAUCAAAACUAGCCACAGCCAUUUUGAAUACUUGGCCAGAACUAGCAGUUCGGUGGAAAAAAAAAUAGCAAUUGGGUCAACUGAGAUGACACAUAUUACAACAAAAAGUGAUGCGGAAUUUAAAGACGUAACUCCGAGCACGCAACAUGUUAGCCAUCAAGAAACGGGUCUGAGUACAUCCAUGAACUUUAACCCUUUGCACUCCACACAGGAAAGUACUGAAAGCACUGAAAAAACACAAACGACCUCUCUAGGAACGUCAUCCACUAGCCUUGUGCCAGAUUUGGACAUCGAAAAACACACUACGUCAACAUCUUGGACUAACUCUUUAAAUUCAACCACUCAUCCAGAAUUUGGAGAAAGUGGCAAAGACGAGGCAAAAACAACAGAAAGAAAUGAUCUGUUCCCCACAAAUUCUUAUUCCCCACAACCUCUCACAACAAGCACUGAACUUAAACAUAUGUCUACUGAGUCAAUGUCAACUCUGUCACCAGGAACUCUAGCUAAUCAGCACAGCAGUACAAUGCAUUACAAUGUCAGAUCAGCUACAGACUUGUCAACUCCACCUCUCAAUACAAUAUUUGUACAACAAACAUUCAAAAAUACAGCAAUAAAUGAUGAAAUAUUACCAAAAACGGUAUCUUCUAGAUAUACAACACUUAGGAGGGACACAGCAUCAACAAUAUUACAAGAAACGCAAAACCCUCACAAGUUAUCAGUAAGUACCAGUAACUAUCAAAUUUCAUAUACAUCAACGCUUGCUAGAAAAAAAGAAGAAAAACAGAAAAGGGCUUCAACCACAGUAGUGCCACAGUAUAUGACCUCCUGGACCCCUGAACCUGUCAACCGUGUCGCCGCUUUCACACAGACCUAUUUAAGCUCUGCAGGAAUCGUAAGCUCCACAGUCCAGCACAUACCCAAGUUCUUCAUAGUCCCAGAUGAGCCAGCGAUCAUAAGAGUGGAGUCCAUUGAGUUGCUAUUGCAGAUCGCAGUAGAAGAAUCACAUCCUAAUUUAACUGAAGGUUUGGAGGAGGACACAACUCUCUGGUUGGAGCCAUAUCUCCAGAGGGCCCCAGGGUUCCAGGAGCUGCUUGGAGUGUGGAGCAGUGGUGCAGCCGUGCAGUGCCUGCUGGAGUUCAACACCAGGGGAGCUCUACAGUGGCUGCCCCAAACAGGAGCCUCCUCUCUGCUGGACAGAACCGGGCUGAGGCAGGCUGUGAGGGAUGGCCGAAGCUUCAGAUCCGCUAGAAUUGCUAACAUCACACUUGGAGGUGUCCAGGAGGUGUGUGGCUGGCUGCUGCAGUGUCCCUCAGGAUUCACAUGUGUGUUUGAUUCUCUCACCUCCAACUUCAGCUGUACGUCUCUGUGCCACUCCGACUACUGCCAGCACCACGGCCUGUGCACACACCACCCAGGCCAGCCCCCACUGUGCCGGUGUGUGGCGGGGCAGGACUUCUGGUUCAUGGGACCGAGAUGUGAGGUGCGGAUGACCCGAGCCCGCCUGGCCCUCUCCUGCCUGGGUGUGCUGCUGCUGCUGCUGGCACUGGUGGCUGUGGUGGUGGGGAUGGUAGUGAGGAGGUACAGAGCUCUCCUCAUUCAGGCCAAAGUGGACCAGACCAGAAGCAGUUACCGCAGGUUUAACCACUUUGACGAGCUGUCCGGGCACUUCUGGCUGCGUUCACGGGCGGGGUCAGCGGACUCCCUGGAUAACCCCGCCUUCACCCGCUCCACCGAGAUCCUCCACUUAAGGGCACUGGAGAGGCCUUGCUGUUACCAUGACGACAGCCUGUCCCUGCCCUCCACCUGCCCCAGCCCGGGGACUCACAUCCGUACUAUCUACCCACACAGUUCCCAGUAUGGUUGGAGGGGCAGUGACCUGAGCCUGGCUGAUGGUGUGGUAGACUCAGGGAAGGCUAGUGACCUGUCUGUGUGCAGCUGGCCCGUGGAGCCCAUCCAGUGGAGCCCUUUCCCCUUGCUGCAGCAGCUCUCCAGGCAGCAGGCCCCAGUGGUGAGGGUGUCACGGCCGCGCUCCUACUGUGACGGCAUGGAGCUGGUGGAAAUAAACAAAAGCUGGACAGCGUAACCUCUCCUACACCUGUGCUACUCCUCUGCUAUUCCUGCGCUUCUCCUGUGCA